This is a messenger RNA of Lasiosphaeria miniovina, 2064 nucleotides long. RefSeq names its product glucosidase II beta subunit-like protein-domain-containing protein. Gene Ontology annotation, cellular component: glucosidase II complex. The transcript is spliced from 3 exons. The record is from RefSeq and is a predicted model, not a curated record. NCBI's taxonomy places the organism in Eukaryota, Fungi, Ascomycota, Sordariomycetes, Sordariales, Lasiosphaeriaceae. Bases 210 to 1895 code for a protein of 561 amino acids. Gene Ontology annotation, biological process: N-glycan processing.
CUCAGCAAUAAAGCCACGUGACAGCGCACUACGGAUUACGACAGCUGUCAAAACGCCCCAUAUUGCCUUCAGGGAUGCAAGCUGUCCGUUCAGGAUCGACGUAGGAAACGUGUCCAGCAGUGCAUCUAAGGAAGGGACUUACACAGCUAGGGGGAGCAAACAUACACUUUCGUCCCCAGCCACAUUGAGUGGAAUACAAAACAGGAACCAUGCGACGAGCAGGUGUCUUUGUGCUUCUGGGCACACUCGCUCACGGAAGCCUGGCUGCAUCUAAGAGUCUGCCCCGAGGUGUUGGACCCGAGUUUUCCGCGUUUUACGAGAGCAAAGCUACUUUCAAAUGCAUUGGCAAUCCCUCAAUCGCCCUCAAGUCCUCCCAAAUCAACGACAACUCGUGCGACUGCCCUGAUGGUUCUGACGAACCCGGCACCGCAGCUUGCGCCCACCUCGAUCCCCUUUCUCCCGAGCAACCCCUCCUAGGCUCGCCUACCGGCACUACCAAUACCACCCGCGCUCUGCCUGGAUUCUGGUGCGCCAACGACGGCCACAUUGGAAGUUACAUUCCCUUCAUGUACGUCGAUGACGGCGUGUGUGACUACGAGCUGUGCUGUGACGGCAGCGACGAGUCUGCACACGCCGGCGGGGUCGUAUGCGAGAAUCGCUGCGGUUCCAUUGGCAAGGAGUGGCGCCGUCUUGAGGAGGAGCGCAGGCAAAGCGUGGAGCGCUCUGUUAAGCGGAGACAGACACUAGUUAAAGAGGCCCGUGAAUUACGUCGCAAGGUGGAGGUAAAGAUUACCAGCCUAAAGGGAGAGCUCGAGAGCCUCGAAGCCAAGAAAGAGGAGCUUGAAAAGAAAUUCGAGGAGGUUCAGCGAUCUGAGAGGGGAAAGGUCGUCAAGGGAGAGGGCCGGGGUGGCAAGCUUGGAGUGUUGGCUGGACUGGCGAAAACCCGCGUGUCCGAGCUUAGAGACACACUGGACAAGGUUCUAGACCAGCGCGACGAUCUGCAGGACAGAGUUGAGCAGCUGGAAGGAAUACUCACCAAAUUCAGGGAGGAUUAUAACCCCAAUUUCAACGACGAAGGCGUCAAGGCCGCUGUCAAGAGCUGGGAGGAUUAUGCAGCCUCUGCAACCGGCGACAAGAAGUCCGAACUGGCUGAUGCCGAUAUCAUGGAGGUCCUCAAAGAGGAUGGCGAGAGUUCUGGGAUCAACUGGGCCGAGUUUGAGGAAGAAGGUGCCAGUGACGCAGCCGUUGUCUACCAUCUAGAAGCUUAUCUCCCGGGCUUCGUCCGUGACUAUAUACACACCAAGAUUAAUGUUUUGCGUGUGUGGCUAAUUGAGAACGGCGUUUUGGCCGACAACCCGGACAGUGACGGCGAGUCCCGGUUGGUCAUCGCCGCCAGGGAGGCCCUGGAGACUGCCAAGAAUGAUAUUUCGUCAAAAACCACAGCAUUAGAGGAACAAAAGGGUGAUCUCCAAAAGGACUACGGACCAGACGACAUCUUCCGUGCCUUCAAGGGGAAAUGCGUCAGCACCGACGUCGGCGAAUAUGAAUAUGAGCUCUGCUGGGUCGAUAAGACGACCCAGAAGAGUAAAAAGGGGCACGGCAACACCAAUAUGGGCAACUUCGUGAGAAUAGACAGGGAACUCGCUGACGAAGAGGAGCGGGCCGAUGGAAAGGGGCUUGGUAAAGGCCAAAGAAUCGUGCUGCGGUAUGACAACGGCCAGGGAUGCUGGAAUGGACCGAGCAGACGAACCCAUGUCUGGCUAGCAUGCGCCGAGACUGACGAGGUCUGGCGCGUCAGCGAGUCCGAAAAGUGUGUCUAUAAGAUGGAAGUCGGCACGCCAGCGGCCUGCGAGGCCGUGCAAGAACCGGGCGUGAGGGCCAAGGACGAGCUAUGAUACGACUGGGGCUCGUGUGUACAGGGUAUGUGUUGUAAACAAGUAUAUGCGACCCAAAGCUAGAACUGAGCGGACCGAACUGGCCGUGGUUGGGCAGGAUUUUGUAUAUAAAAAGAACCAAGAACUUUCAAUAGUUCAUUACGCAAUUGAGUUUUGAUUCCAGUUUCGA